AUGACCCUUGCCCCCCGUUUCAGCUCAUCGCGACCCAAAGCCCGUUUCGUCGGUCGCCAACGCUCCAAGUUGGCUAAGAUCGCCGAUCCUCUAUCCAAGAGAUGUUCCACGAGCCUAAUAUUGGUCGUACAGGCGGACGCAUUCACACUGCGGACGCGGUCGUUCAAAAUUUAUAGCGCUAGCAAUGUCAAGCAUUCUAGAUCCUCCCAUUUCCCAAUCCUCUCUCUUAGAGGUCGUAUCCAGGCGGCUCUGCAGCGUAUAAGUGGCCCUCGCCGCUCUACUCUCGACUCGCAGUCUCCCAUUUCUCGGUAUCAGUCGACUUCCCCAGGCGAUGGAAUGAGCUCCGACACGCCCCCAACAGGUCGUGAGCGGCUCGCUAUCCGCUUUCUUGCGGGCGAACAGACGCGUCAACGUACUACUUCGACGAGCGCUGGAGGCUCGUCUGGCGCACCGCAAGAUUAUGUGCGGCAGCGUGCGAUUUCAACGCAUGUACCGAGUGCGAGUUCAAGUCGCCAUGGACUUCGUCCUUCUACUCCCGCACCUUCCAGACUUGGUCCAGGUGGUGGACUGACGGCAAUGCCUACACUCCAUGCGACUCCGCCCGACACCAGGGGAAGAACUUACCAUCUAGAAGUGGAACAACACCCUGAACGGACUGCCGAGUUUGGACCCGCUGUGCUAUCGCGUCUGCCUCUGGCGCCUGCGCCAAUUGUAAAGUUGACCAUACGCGAUCAUACCGGAUCGCCUAUCGACCCAAACACGGAAUUGCCGUACCUGAUUGCGCAUUUGUCCCUUUGCACAGAGAGCGGGCACCCACUCGAUGGCGGCGUGCCUGGUGCACCGUCGCAACAUGUCCUUUACGGAACGCUCGUGUCUUCGGCGCAGGUUCUGCGGAACCUCCGUGGGCGUGUCGCUCCUUACUUUAUCUUUCCAGAUGUCAGCAUACGUCAGCGCGGCCGAUAUACACUGCAUAUAUCUUUGGUGCGUCUACCAGGAAUCGGUGGACCGGCCUCCGUGAGUGCUGGUAACCGAGGAAACACACUCGCGACGGUCUACACUCAAGUAUUCGAAGUGGUAUCCCAGAGUAAUUACGCAGCACCACAGCCUACUCCGCUGACUCAACUAUUCAUCCGUCAAGGCGCCCGCAUGUACGCUUUUGAAUCUUCUUUCGCACGCCAUACUACUCACGACUGA
Fomitiporia mediterranea MF3/22 is the source of this 1194-nucleotide messenger RNA. RefSeq lists its product as uncharacterized. The transcript is spliced from 6 exons. Bases 1 to 1194 code for a protein of 397 amino acids. The record is from RefSeq and is a predicted model, not a curated record. Lineage: Eukaryota; Fungi; Basidiomycota; Agaricomycetes; Hymenochaetales; Hymenochaetaceae.